Molecule: messenger RNA, 2052 nt
Organism: Aethina tumida (small hive beetle)
Lineage: Eukaryota; Metazoa; Arthropoda; Insecta; Coleoptera; Nitidulidae
Gene: RunxA
Product: runt-related transcription factor 2
Exons: 6
Coding region: 310-1812 (500 amino acids)
Biological process (GO): regulation of DNA-templated transcription
Cellular component (GO): nucleus
Molecular function (GO): DNA-binding transcription factor activity, RNA polymerase II-specific; RNA polymerase II cis-regulatory region sequence-specific DNA binding; ATP binding
Source: RefSeq, a predicted model, not a curated record
AAAAACUUUCAUUCAUUCAUUGCUGAAAAAACUGUUGACAUUACGUCAUACGUUGCUAGGUUACCGCCAAAAGAGAACGUGUGAGUUUUUGUUUUUGUGUGCGUUUCCUGAAAGCCCGCACUGUGCGUGUUUUUGUUUUUGUGCAACCAGACUGACACAACUUUAUUCGCAGGAAAAAGGAAGGUUCUUUGUAGUGUGAGGAAUGGUUGGACGUCAUCGCAUUAAACCUGUGCCAAAAUGUGACUAGCCAACAAAAUAAAUCGACGUUAAGGCACAUCGAAUGACAAAAACCUUAAAUGCUUAACCUAUAUGUACGGUGAUUGGUCCAGCAACGAGACAAUGCAUCUGACGAACACCCAAACGGCCACUGGCACUGCCUCGUCGCCAGAAGGCACCAACAUCAUAAACGAUACCUACACCAAAAUGACCUCUGAUAUCCUGGCCGAAAGAACUCUAAACGACUUCCUAUCGGAACAUCCGGGCGAGCUCGUACGCACCGGUAGUCCCCUGUUCGUGUGUACAGUUUUGCCACCCCAUUGGCGGAGCAACAAGACGUUGCCGGUGGCGUUCAAAGUCGUCGCAUUGGGUGACGUUGGUGACGGGACUGUGGUGACAGUGCGGGCGGGAAAUGAUGAGAACUACUGUGCGGAAUUGAGGAACUCAACGGCGGUGAUGAAGAACCAAGUGGCGAAGUUCAAUGAUCUUCGAUUCGUCGGAAGAAGCGGGAGAGGCAAAAGUUUCACAUUAACAAUAAUGGUAUCGACCAGUCCCCCACAAGUAGCGACAUACAAUAAGGCGAUAAAAGUGACGGUGGAUGGUCCACGUGAACCGAGAUCUAAGACAAUGCUAUCUCUUCUAGGACAACAACAACAAUUUCACUUUGCCUUCGGACAGAGGCCGUUCCCUUUCGCCGCCUCGGACCCUUUGUCAGGUUUCAGGAUGCCCCCGAUUGGAAAUUGCAAUAAUAUGCCUCAAUUUGGACUAAGUAGCACGAACUCGCAUUGGGGCUACGGGGCGGCCGGGGCGUAUUCCCCGUAUUUCACGCCAAGCACGUUGGGCUCGUGUGCGGCGCCCGCCGCCCAGUUCAACACCCCAGCCCUCGGGUUCUCGGGCAGCGCCCCCGACCAAUCCACCACACAAGAUGCCUUUACCACCAGUUCCACUGUUAGUUCACUGAUACCUGAUGCUUCGGCAACGGAUUUGGAUCAACAUCUGGGCUUAGUGACAUCACAAAAUCACACGACGAACCACUCUCUAAAUCCGGCACACUCCUCGUCCUUGUUGGUGCCGCGGUACUCCUCCAAUCAUACGACAGAUUUUGCGAUUUCCGGACCGAGAAGUCUGUCGGACAACUCGAGCGCCGCCGAGAGUCCCGUCCAAGACGACUUGCUCACCCCCCAAACCGCUCCGGGCGUCAACCACGUCAACAACACGACGAACUUCAACCUGCACCAGAACAUGCCGCAGAGUUCCUAUUCCUCCGGUAACUGCAACAACUCCAUUUAUCCAGUGCUGCCCGGCUUGUUGUAUUCUCAACUUUAUUCAGCCGCCAACCAGAGCCACAACUUCCACUCGUUACACACGCACCAUUCGAGCCAGACCCACCACAACGACAUACAGACCGUAAUGGAUCAUUUGUCCUCAAGCAACCAGAGACAGAUGAAUGGGAGUACGGAUCUGCUCCUGUCGAAUAACGGCACGUGUGCGGCCGCCGCCAACAGACAGGACGACGGUCACACUAGGGGGCUCAGCACCCAAGGGCCCAGGGGGCCCGCUCAAAACGGCGACGCCGUCGUCUGGAGGCCCUAUUAAACUCAAACCACGUGGUUCUUCGUCGCAGUUUUUUCAAUGUGGAUUGGAAACAUGCAAUUUGGUAUGUUAGAUUUUUUUUUGUAAAAAACUGAUAUUUGCAAUAGUUUAGCAGCACAUUUAAUACAAACACUUGCUGUUGAUAAAACUGUGCAUGUAUCCGUAGUUGAAAAUUUGUCCGGGUAAAAAUAUUGAAAAAGGUUCAGUUGACCAAUGAAUAAAACUGCGAAUUUAAAAACAGAA